AAAGUUACACUAUGUAAUUCAAAUGUAUAUAUCUGCCCCCAACCCCCACAAAAAGCUUCACUAUAUAACUUAUGGCAUAAAGUUACAGAUUUACAUUUUUCCCCCAUUGAUAUAGCAUUACACUGACAUAGUCAGUGUAAUAAAGUCAUCACCCUGACACAGUAGUGUCAAGAAAACAACCGCUCCCUCAGUGUUGCAAAAACAACAUUGAUUCAAACAAGAGGACAUGAUUUAGGAGUUGGGGGCAAAAGUUUAAGGGUAACACGAGGGGGAAUUUCUUUACUCAGAAAGUGGUAGCUGUGUGGAAUGAGCUUCCAGUAGAAGUGGUAGAGGCAGGUUCAGUAUUGUCAUUUAAAGUAAAAUUGGAUAGGUAUAUGGAUAGGAAAGGAAUGGAAGGUUAUGGGCUGAGUGUGGGCCAGUGGGACUAGGUGAGGGUAAGCAUCGGCAUGGACUAGAAGGGCCGAGAUGGCCUGUUUCUGUGCUGUAAUUGUUAUAUGGUUAUAACAAGGGAGCUGGUUGUGGACGACAGGAGGAAUGGAGACUGGCUAAACCCUAUUGACCUCAAUGGAUCUGGGGUUGAGAGGAUGAACAGCUUCAAGUUCCCCAGCAUACUCAUCACUAAGGAUCUCACGUGGUCUGUACAUACUGGCUAUGAGGUGAAAAAAGCAUAACAGCACCUCUUUCACCUCAGUUGGUCAAAGACGUUUGGCAUGAAUCCUCAAAUCCUAAGGACUUUCUACCAGGGCACAAUUGAGAGCACCCUUACUGGCUGCAUCACUGCCUGACAUGGGAACUGUACUUCCCUCAAUCGCAGGACUCUGCAGAGGAUGGUGCAGACAGCCCAGCGCAUCUGUAGGUGUGAACUUUACACUAUUCAGGACAUUUACAGAGACAGAUGUGUAAAAAGGGCCCGAAAGAUCAUUGGGGACCUGAGUCACCCCCACCACAACCCUGUUGACUUUAAUUCUAAUUGCACUGCCGCCUCUAAAUUUGAAAUUCAGUUGGAUCACGUGAGGGUAGCCAUUUCAUUUUGGUAGAGUUUGAGUCAGACUGAAGCAAGUUUACACCGAUUAUUGGUAUAGUGAUUGACCAGCCAUGGCAAUACAAUAAAUGCUUACAUGAUGUUAACCUUCUUGCAACCUUUACAACUUUGGUUACCCAUAUUGUGUACAACUGGAUAUUUAACUUGUAAACCUGGCUUCAUAUUCCCAAUUUGUAAGAGUGUGUGAUUUAAUCAUUGUAAGUUUGUGGCAUUAAGAACUUAAGGUAUUUUUCUGAUUUGUUCUCAGUUUCACUCUUACUUAAUUGUAGGUGUGCAUGUUACCCAAAUAAAGUACCUGGAGCUUAGAUUACUGCUAAGUUGAAUACUUCCUACUUCACACACAAGGAGAGCAGUACACUUGCACAUCUGAAAGCAGAUUUAACUAAAAUCCCAUUCUUAAUUGUUAAGAUUCAUCUUGAUCACAUGUUCAAGAUAUUGUGCUUCUUGAAUCACCAUUUUCAUUGCUCCCCAGAGUCCAUAUCCAAAGUCAUGCAUCAACACACAUAUCCUGGAUUCAUUCAUUCCAUUUCAAGCAAUCUUGGUCUGCAAUUCCACUUUAUCAUUCAACACAUUUAAUGUUUCAGCUAAGGACUUCUUCCUUUCAGAUAUCAAAGACCACAAACCUCAACUGCACUUGAGCUCACCUUGAUCUUUCUCCACCUUCACUUCCCCAUGAUCCCACAUUCUGUGUCCAUCUCUUGCUGUGCUUUCACUUUCCCUCCUCAUCUCUCCUGUUCUCAUUCUGAAUCAGUAGUCUACAGUAGAGGGUCUAACUUCAUUCCACUAUGUCCCACCAGGUAUGAAGUUAAGCUCACCUGACACCUUCAACUCUGCUCAUUUCUUUGAUCAGAAAUAUUUACCCGAACAAGAAUGGUUUCUCCCAUGUGCAGAAUUUAUAAUACACCAAUACCCUUAAUUGUAGCAUCCGGUUCUCUCUGGAAAGGUCAGUGACAAUGUUUACAUCAGGUAUUCCCCCACAUUUACUCAUUCUGAAGUUCAACAUUCUGCUCAAGGACUGAUCCCAAUAUUAUCAAACCGGUUUACAAAGGACAUUGCUGGCAUGUGUUUGUGCACAAAUGUCUACCUCAUACAGACCAAAUGUUACUUCGUGGACAUCUCUUCAUACUUCUCUCAAUGGAUCUUGACUCCAGCACACUGUUGCUUCGCGGACCUCUGAGUGACGGAACCCAUUUCCUGCACAGUCAUCAGCUUCAUAGUCAUUGAAACAGACACAACAACAUCUAGCUCCUGCCCAAGAUCUACAGAAGGCUUAUCAACAGAGCUACUGUAUUUGUCUAUUCUCAUUCUUUCUUUCUCCCCUUGCACAACCAAUUCUUCUGAAGUCUUCCUAUUUCAGGUUUUCAUUUUUCUAGUUCUGACCAGUUCACCUUUGUCAUGGACAUCUAGUCCAUCCCACACUAGGAUGGCCUGAGGGUCCUUUAUUUUUUUUGAAACAUAGGUACAACCAGUUCCCAAUGACCACACAUUUCCCAAAUGCAACCAAUCUUAGCUAAGGGAACUCACAUGCACCCAAAUUAUACCCACGUCCUCAAGGACAGUGGAACAGAGUUUCAAUCCAACCGAGGCUACGUCCAUACUAGACCGGAUAAUAAUGAAAACUUCGGUUUCGCAUAAAAACGAUAGGCGUCCACACUAUGCGUUUUUGAAAAUAUCUCUAUCCACAUUGAAAUGGUGAUUUUGGCGAAUUCCCUCCUCCUGCGCAUGCACAGGACAUAUUUACCGAAAACAAGCGACACGCUUGGUGUCGAAUCUCACCGUAAAAGUGCGCGUCUGUGUAGUUACAGACUAGAAAAACUUAAAACUACAGAAAGCUGUUGGCUUUCGCGCAGGUGAACUUAAAAGUUAAAAAAAAACAAAUACUGAAGCGUACGGUGGCAACCGACGGAGUUCACGGACAGAUUGACCCGGCUGACAACGAACAUUGAAAAACUGACCAAUUCUGUUGCAUUAAUAAAGCACCUUGUUAAAUGUAUAAAUGUUUUAAUGUCUGCAUCAGUUGUUAUGAUCCCAGCCCCCUCCUUUGUGAGAAUCGCAAGAGCACCCGUCGAAGGGUGGGGGGGGGGGUCAGUAGACCCAGUAGGGGAGAGAGAGAGAGAGACAUGCCAAAUUGCACAUCCCACCCGGGAUGCAGAAUAAGACGACAGCGACUAUUGUCUCAUGGAGACCACGUGAAAAGCCCUCGGGCAAGGUGGGCUGGUUGAGAGAGAGAUUGCAUCAUCCCAACCUGAUUGACACCUGCGACCCCAUGAGGAAGUAUAAAGGAGAGUCUCAGGGGGACAGCCCCCUCAGACGCACCAAGAAGACACGAGAGAGUGUUCCCGCAGUAGCGGGAAGCCAUUCUGAAGGAAGCCACGUGCGUUAGAUUCUGGGAUUGGAAUUUGUGGCUGGAAUAACAGAAAUCCGCUUUUAACUAACAUCGGGGAGAGGGAACCAACGCUCCCCCAAUUUCACAGAAGCUUCAUCAAGACUCGUGACAUCAGACUUCAACGGAACUCUGUCUUUGCUGGUAAGUUAUCCAGUUACGGGAUACGUAACACAGUGUUAUCUUGUAUUUCCAUACAAUGUUACAUCAGGCUGUUACGCAUCUAUUGUCAGAGAAGUACUUGCAUAAAUAAGUAAAUCACCUUCAUACAAGCAAGGACAGAAAAUAGGGCAAAGUGAGCAUACUUACUUAUUCAGUAAGUUAUGGGUCAAAGCAUUUGGUGAGUACAUUUCUAACUCUUUUGGCUUCAGUCUCAUUGCCGUCUGUUCUGAAAUUGUUAGGUUGCGUUCAAGAAAACAAUGAAAUAGCACGCUGCUGUCUGAUAGCGUUUUCAGAUUUCUCCAGUUACCCCGUCCACAAUGAUCUGCCCAGGCGGCAUUUUCAAAAAUACCCACCCUGGAAAGCAUUUCUGAAAAGCUCCGGUUCCAGGGCACGAAAAUGCCGUUUUAGUGUGGAAGGAGUGUUAAAACGAAGAGAAAAAGCUUCGGUUACGGAUUUAUCCAGCGUAGUGUGGAUGUAGCCUCAGGCCAAUUUUCUAUUACAUGCACAGUCACAUUGGUGCUGCUUCACGCGAAACUCCGAUUUCAUUGUUGCCUCUAAUUUCCAUCCUACUCUCCUUUUCACAUGCUUUGUAUCUGACUGUUCCCUUCCGAAUCCCUUCAAAUCUGUUUCACAAACAUAAAAAAAAAGCAAUAUGCCAUCCAGCCUUUUGAACCUAUUCUGCUAGUUAAUAAGAGUAUAGCUCAGGGGUCGGCAAUCCGCGGCUCCGGAGCCGCAUGCGCCUCUUUCAUCUCUGUGCUGCGGCUCCCUAUGGCUUUGGAAAAUAAAUGAUGAGUAUUUAAUUAAAAUGUAUUUUAUGUUAGUUUGUUAGUUUUUGAAAUGUAAUUCUAAAUUUGAAGAUUAUGGUGAUCUUGUACAAUCUAAAUAAAAUGUGUUUUUUGUCGCUAUUAAUAUACGUCACCAUGGCCAAUGCCUGACACCCGCCAGUGCGCGAUUUCUUUAAUUUUUCGAUCCAAGGUAGGCUAACUAUGGAGAAUUCUAAAAAAAGAAAAGUGACUAAAGAAAACAGAACGUUUAAUGAUACGUGGGCAGAUUCAUUUGCUUUCACUGCUGACGAGACUGGUUUACUGCUUAAUAUGCAAUGAGAAACUAGCAAACAACAAAAAGUCAAAAGUCGCAAGACAUUUCCAGAAUAAACACGCAGCCUUUGCUCAAAAAUAUCCGGAUGGAGAUGAGAGAAAAAAAGCCGUUUCGGAACUGAUGCGGAAGGUUGAUCUGAGCAAAAAUAAUUUCAAGAAGUGGAUGAUGUCUGAAAAAUCAACGACAUAUGCUAGUUUUGUUGCCGCUCAGGAAAUAGUCAGGCACAGGAAGCAGUUUACAGAUGGUGAAUAUAUAAAAGAAUCUUUCAUUAAGAUUUCAGAACAUUUAUUCACGGACUUUAAAAACAAGAGUGAAAUUGUGCAGAAAAUCAGGGAUAUGCCUCUCUCUGCAAAGACUGUCAAAGACAGAACCAUAAAAUUGGCAGAAGACAUCAGAAGACAGUAAAUUAAAGACAUCAAUUCAGCUGUGGCCUACUCGAUUGCCUGUGACGAGUCUAAAGACAAAGGUGAUAUUGAACAAAUUGCGCUGUUCUGCGGUAUGUAAACUCUGCCGGGCCACAGGAAGAAAUGAUUGAGUUGAUACCUCUAAAAGGCCAAACACGGGGGGGGGAGGACAUCUGUGAGGCUAUCUUGAAUUGUUUAAGAGCCAAAGUAAUAAAGACCACCCACCAGGUGUCAGUAGCUACUGAUGGGGCACCAAGUAUGACAGGAGUGCACAAGGGAUUUGUGGCUUUACUGCAGCAGUCGCUGGACAGAAAGCUGCUGACUUUUCACUGCAUCUUGCACCAAGAGGCACUGUGCACUCAAACAUUUCCUCCGGAAUGCACAGAAGUAAUGGAUGUUGUCAUUUAGAUUGUCAAUAAAAUAAUGGCAAAAAGUUUAAAUCACCGUCAAUUCCGUUUGUUACUGGACGAGCUGGAAAGCGCAUAUUCUGAUCUCCUGCUGCACAACUAAGUCCGGUGGCUGUCAAGAGGGGGGGUGCUGAAACGCUUUGUCGCGUGUCUCGAAGAAGUGAAAACUUUCCUGGGCAACAAAGGUCUCACCUUUCCUGAGCUGGAACAGCCAGAGUGCCCGUAAAAACUACACUUCAUGGUGGACAUGACAGCGCACCUGAACACGCUGAACACAGCUCUUCAGGGGAAAGGACACACAGCCCUGCACAUGUUGGAGGAUGUUUUGGCAUUCCAGCGCAAGUUGACUGUGCUUGCCAGAGAUUUACAGAAAGGCACAUUGUCUCACUUCCCCAAUUUGAGAGAGUUCAAACAAGCUCACGACAUGAUAAAUUCGGAGUAUUUACAUUCUGCAAUCAUCGCAAUGCAAACAUCAUUUGGGAAACGCUUCUGUGAGUUCAGAGAGGUAAAAAACACAUUAUCCUUCCCGGUCACUCCCCUAAGCAUCGAUCCAUCCCUACUGAAUACGACUGCAUUGGCAGCUGUGAGUCAACCUGAUCUUGAGAUGGAACUGGCCGACAUAGCCGACAAAGACAUAUGGGUGUCCAAGUUUAGACGCUUGACAGCAGACCCUGAAGAUGUUGCCCGUCAGAAGGCCGUUCUUGCUCAGAAUCAUAGAUGGAGUGAUAUUGAAAACCUGUCCGAACCGGACAAACUUGUGUUCGAAACAUGGAAUGCUAUCCCCGACAUUUAUGUAAACAUUAAAAAGAAUGCGCUUGGAGUCCUGUCGAUCUUUGGAUCCACAUAUGUAUGUGAGCAGGUGUUCUCCAACAUGAACUUUAUUAAAAAUAAACAUCGCGCACGCCUCACAGAUGACAGCUUGCGAUCCUGUGUAAAGAUGAAGGUGACAUCAUACAGCCCUGAUGUGCAGACGCUGUGCGCUGAGGUCCAGGAGCUGAAAUCCCAUUUACCAAGUUGACAGCUGGCUGACGUUAUUUUUGGUUUGCUGCUGGCGGACAAUUUAAGUUCGGCGUUUUUCAUAAAUACAAGAAGGACUCAAAUAGACAUUGAUUAUUUUACUUAAAAUUAACCUUCAACCCAACGUCUUUUUUUUUGGAGUUCAAAAUGUUUUUGUUGCAUGCAGAAAUGUAAUUUCGUUUUCUCUGCAGGAGUUCAUCGAUUUCAUAAAUGCAACACAUUAUAGUUUGUUUAUACAUAGCAUAAAGGCAAAAAAAAACAUUGUAUGCAGUGUUAUUUCAUUUUAAAUGUCAAAAGGGGUUUUGUGGCUCCCAGUCUUUUCUUUUCUGUGGGAAACGGGUCCAAAUGGCUCUUUCAGUGGUAAAGGUUGCCAACCCCUGGUAUAGCUAUUGUUUCUUUCCUCUAUACUAUUUGCAUCUUGUGGUCAUGGAGUAGAUCAGCAAUCUAUAUUCGGAACAAGCCUAGACUUUCACAGCCAUCUUCAAUAUACCUCCUCCCACUCUGCUGCCCACAAGGACUCCACUCCUUUCUCCCCAUUUCUCCAGGCCCACAUCAACUAUUCUGAUGACAAGAUUUUCCAAACAACAAGCUAGAGAAAAG
Molecule: messenger RNA, 7113 nt
Organism: Hypanus sabinus (Atlantic stingray)
Lineage: Eukaryota; Metazoa; Chordata; Chondrichthyes; Myliobatiformes; Dasyatidae
Product: general transcription factor II-I repeat domain-containing protein 2-like
Exons: 2
Coding region: 5735-6514 (259 amino acids)
Source: RefSeq, a predicted model, not a curated record